Micropterus salmoides (largemouth bass) is the source of this 7094-nucleotide messenger RNA. Its product is annotated as 1-phosphatidylinositol 4,5-bisphosphate phosphodiesterase beta-4-like. The transcript is spliced from 41 exons. Gene Ontology annotation, biological process: lipid metabolic process; phosphatidylinositol-mediated signaling. NCBI's taxonomy places the organism in Eukaryota, Metazoa, Chordata, Actinopteri, Centrarchiformes, Centrarchidae. Bases 608 to 4336 code for a protein of 1242 amino acids. Gene Ontology annotation, molecular function: calcium ion binding; phosphatidylinositol-4,5-bisphosphate phospholipase C activity. The record is from RefSeq and is a predicted model, not a curated record.
UUCUGCUGGAUGACUCACUCUUGUCAACCCAAGGCACACUCAUUCACUCAUUUGCGCACACUCCCAAACACACAAACACGAGCGCGUGAGAACACACUCACGCGCAGGCACGUUUGGUGGGGUGGGCGCGCGCUACACAGCUGAAGAGGGGUUCCUAAUCAAAGCGCAUCAGGGCCGUUCAUUCUCCACUGGAGGGCGAGUGGUACAAGAGCACCGGGACACUCCAGCAGCAGUGAGACAGCGCAGACAGUCGGAGGGAGACGGGAUAGAGCAGCAGCACCUGGAAGACACACAGGCAGAGACGCAGACAGGCAGCCACACAGAGAGAAAAUCCCGAGCAGGACUCCGCAAAGCAUCAUUUCUUUCCGCCGUUGGACUAAACCCGUUCCCGUCUCCAACACCGAAAUCACGCCAAGACAUGAGCUUCUCCCGCUGAAUGUUGAUGCUGAACUGGGAUACAGAAAAGAAGGGUUUGGUUGAGAGAUGGACUCUAGUGGAGAUUUGAUUUGCUACUGUAUAACACACUAGUGGUCCAGUGCUGUCCUCUGGUGUUUCCCCUCCCCUCAGUUUUCUGUCACUCUGUCUGUCACCUGGUUUGUGAGCAGCCAUGACUAAGUCCUACGAGUUCAACUGGCAGAAGCACCUGCCUGAGUUCAUGCAGGAAGGCACCUCCUUUGACAGGUUUGAUGAGGACCCAUACAUCUUUGAGCCCAACUGUCAGAUGAGGGUGGACGAGUAUGGCUUUUUCAUCACCUGGAAGAGUGAGGGAAAGGAAGGCCAGGUUCUCGAGUGCUCUCUCAUCAACAGCAUUCGUGUUGGUGCCGUCCCAAAGGACCUGAAGAUCUUGUCAUCAUUCGAGGCAAUUGGAAAGACGGAGGCAGACUUAGAGGGCUGUAUCAUCUGCAUCUGCAGUGGCACAGACCUGGUCAACCUCAACUUCAUGUUCAUGGUGGCAGAAAACCCGGACACAGCCAGGAAGUGGAUCGAGGGUUUGAGGUCAGUGAUUCACAACUUUAAGGCCAACAACGUCUGUCCAAUGACCUGCCUCAAGAAACAUUGGAUGAGAAUGUGCUUCCUGACCAAUGUGAACGGGAAGAUUCCCGUUAGAGGCAUUACUCGAACAUUUGCAUCAGGGAAGACCGAGAAGGGGAUCUUUCAGGCUCUAAAGGAUCUUGGCCUUCCUAGUGGAAAGAAUGAUGAGAUUGAACCAUCAGAUUUCACCUAUGACAUUUUCUACGCGCUCACACAGAAGAUCUGCCCUCGCACAGACAUCGAGGAACUCUUCAAGAAGAUCAAUGGGAACAAAACUGAUUAUUUAACUGUAGACCAGUUAGUCAGCUUUCUGAAUGAAAACCAGCGUGACCCUAGGUUAAAUGAGAUCCUGUUCCCGUUUUACGACCCCAAGAGAGCCAUGCAGAUCAUCGAGAAGUACGAGAGAGAUGAAGAGCUGAAGAAGAAAGGUUGCAUGUCCAGUGAUGGGUUCUGCCGGUACCUGAUGUCAGAUGAAAACGCUCCAGUUUUCUUGGACCGGCUGGAGCUGUACCAGGAAAUGGACCAGCCGCUAGCCCACUACUUCAUCAGCUCGUCCCACAAUACUUACCUGACAGGGAGACAGUUUGGAGGAAAGUCUUCAGUAGAGAUGUACCGCCAGGUCCUGCUGUCUGGAUGCAGAUGUGUGGAGCUGGACUGCUGGGAUGGGAAAGGAGAGGACCAGGAGCCCAUUAUCACUCAUGGCAAGGCCAUGUGCACAGACAUCCUAUUCAAGGAUGUUAUCCAAGCCAUCAAGGAGACAGCAUUUGUCACUUCAGACUACCCUGUUAUUUUGUCCUUUGAAAACCAUUGCAGUAAACCACAGCAGUACAAGAUGGCCAAGUAUUGUGAGGAGAUCUUCGGUGACUUCCUUCUCAAACAGCCUCUGGAAAACUACCCGAUUGAAUCUGGCCGCCCCUUACCUUCUCCAAAUGACCUCAAACGUAAAAUCCUCAUAAAAAACAAACGCUUGAAACCUGAAGUUGAACAGAAACAGCUAGAAGCCUUUAAGAAACACAUGGAGGCAGGAGAGACCAACACCCCUGCCAUCAUCAUGGGAGAGGAGAAUGAAGAAGACACAGAAUUAAACGGGGAAAAGGAUGCUGAGGACAAGGAUUUGAAUUCAGAGGCCCCCAGCAUCCUAUCAGAAGCAACCAGUGAGAAAGACACCAACAGUGUUUCCCAGAGUAAUGCUGUCAGCUCAAGGAAAGAGGAAGAAGGCAGCAACAGUAUCAAGAAGGUGCCUGAAGAUGAAGUGACGGAGAUAUCGGAAGCCACAGAAGCAACAGAUGCCACCGAUAUCUCAGAAGCAUCUGACCAAGACAACAACAAGAAGGGUGUGGAGGAGCCAGAAGAUUCUGAAGAGGCUCUGAUAGCUCAGUACACCUACGUAGGAGCCACCACUAACAUCCACCCGUAUCUCUCAGCCAUGGUCAACUACGCACAGCCCGUCAAGUUUCAGAGUUUUGAUGUGGCUGAGGAAAGGAACAUCCACCAUAACAUGUCGUCUUUUAACGAGUCUGUUGGUCUGGGCUAUCUGAAGACAAAUGCCAUAGAGUUUGUCAACUACAACAAGCGUCAGAUGAGCCGUAUCUACCCCAAGGGGGGCCGGGUGGACUCCAGUAAUUAUAUGCCUCAGAUCUUCUGGAACGCAGGCUGCCAGAUGGUUUCACUCAACUUCCAGACCCCAGAUCUGGCCAUGCAGUUGAACCAGGGAAAGUUUGAGUACAAUGGCUCCUGCGGGUACCUGCUGAAGCCCGACUUCAUGCGGCGGUCAGACAGGAUGUUUGACCCUUUCUCAGAGACACCGGUGGAUGGCGUCAUUGCUGCAACCUGCAGCGUACAGGUGUUCUCUGGGCAGUUCCUGUCAGACAAGAAAAUCGGCACAUACGUCGAGGUCGACAUGUACGGACUGCCAACGGAUACCAUCCGGAAGGAGUUCCGCACGCGUAUGGUGAUGAACAAUGGCCUGAACCCAGCCUACAACGAGGAGCCCUUUGUCUUCAGAAAGGUGAUCUUACCGGAUCUGGCAGUGCUGCGCAUAGCCGUCUACGACGACAACAACAAGCUGAUUGGCCAGCGCAUCCUGCCUUUGGACGGCCUGCAGGCUGGCUACCGUCACAUCUCGCUGAGGAACGAGGGCAACAAGCCUCUGUCGUUGCCUACCAUCUUCUGCCAAAUCAUCCUCAAAACCUACGUGCCCGACGGCUUCGGAGCAAUUGUGGAUGCCCUAUCGGACCCAAAGAAGUUCUUGACCAUUGCGGAAAAGAGAGCUGACCAGAUGAAGGCGUUGGGGAUUGACACGAACGACAUAGCAGAUGUUCCCAGUGGAAGCUCAAAGAAUGACAAGAAGGGAAAGGGUAAAGGAGACACUAUGAAGGCCAGUGUGACACCACAGGCCAGCUCAGAUAUGGCCCAGACUUCCAACUCCUCCCAAAAUAACACGGCAGAAACCAAGAAGGAUAAUACACUUGUGCCUAAUGUCAGCAUUGAUGACUUAAAACAAAUGAAGACGUACCUGAAGUUGAUUAAAAAGCAACAGAAGGAGCUCAACACUUUAAAGAAAAAACACUCAAAGGAUCAAAAUACGAUGCAGAAAUCCCACUGCACCCAGGUGGACAAGAUGGUGUCUCAGCAUGAUAAGGAGAAGACAACCCUGGAGAAACUACUAGAGAAAGCCAUCAAGAAACGAGGGGAAAACAACUGCCAAGAGCUGAAGAAGGAGACAGAGGAUAAGAUCCAAACACUGAACACCGAUCACAAAGUCAAGGUAAAGGACAUCACGGCUCAGCACACUAAAGAGUGGUCUGAACUGAUCAGUAGUCACAGCAGUGAGGAGCAGGAGAUGAAGGACAGCCAUGUCACACAGCAGUGUGAACACCUCAAGAAACUCCUGACUACAGUGCAGGAGCAACAGACCAUGCAGCUCAAACUGAUCCACGAACGGCAGAGCAAAGAGAUGCGUGCCAACCAGGCCAAGAUGUCCAUGGAAAACAGUAAAGCCAUCAGCCAGGACAAGACUAUAAAAAACAAGGCAGAGAGGGAAAGGAGAGUGCGAGAAUUAAACAGCAGCAACACCAAGAAGUUCCUGGAUGAGAGGAAGAGGCUGGCCAUGAAGCAUCAGAAGGAGAUGGAACAGCUACAGAAAAACCAGAGAGAACAGUUGGACAAACUGGAGAAGUUCAAUGAGCAGCUUUUGAAAUCACACCAUGCAAACAAACAGGUUCAAGGCCAAGGACAUGCAGCAGAUGGUGAAGUUGGAGGAGGAGAUGGACCGCAGACCUGCCACGGUAGUGUGAGCGACUGAGACCGAGGCACAAGCACGCACACGCACGCACCGAGCGCAGGUGCAUAAAAACUCCACCGCGGAUAUCCCUCUACAACCCAGAGAUGUUAACCCUGCCAACAUCCCUGUCUCUGUACACUUCUGUCACAGUCCACCCCCCCGCCUCCCACUCUGCACCCUUACCCCUCACUUUAUACCACUGAGCCAUUGGCGCUUUUCACUGUUUGACGGGGGGUUUAAUCACUUAUUGAAGAUGGAGCAACACAGAGUCAGACCCAUCGACUCGUCCACUGUAUGUAGAUCUACAUUUCCUGUGACCUUCAACGUUCUCUGCGUCCUACGGGCAACACAAGCUGAAGCUAUUGGUGGACACACACACACACACACACACACACACACACACACACACAAAUAUGUUCGCUCAUGGGAAGUAGAUGUCCAUUUCCUUUUUGACUCAUUUGGAUUUUUUCUGGGUUUUUUGUGUGUUUGUUUAAAUUGGUACCCAAUUAACUGCUCCAAACACAGCGUGGAAGAGGGGAGAAGAAUAUAAGAUUUCAUGUCAAUUCAGCACAAACGAAUAAACUUUGUGUAAAACACUGUAUGCUACACACCGGUCUUGUCCUGAGCACUUUGUGUGUGCCAUCAUAACAAUGUGAGAAAAAUGUAGCAGUGCACUACUGUAGGCUCUCUGUAUUACGUAAGAAUGUAUUUAAAUAUAUAUAUAUAUUUACAUAUAUCACUGUAUGAAGGAUUGGCAACACCCCCCACCCAGUUACAUAUUCCUGCAAUGCAAGCUGUUUGACUUUACAAAGAUGUAUUACUGACUUUUUGUUGUUGAUCAAUGUUACAGCCCACUAUAAAAAGGCUUAUCUGGCUGAGUCAGAAGACUGUAAAAGGGAUCACAAUGGACUGAUGUUCACUUUUUUCAUCAUUAUGGCUGAUUACUGUCAAAUUCUGUUGUAAUUAGUCGGAAAUACCCAAUAAAUUGUGUAACUUCUGUGCUUCACUUUUACUUGAGAAUGUGUUAUUUUCAAAUAAAACUGAAGCACUGUCAUUUUUGUUUACAAUUGCUUGAGCUCAAUCAUUACAAGUUGUAAAACUCAACUUUAGGCUCAAAAUCAUGUGUACUAUGCAAAAACGAACAAUUACAUGAUUCCCUCAAAGUUGAAGGUAUACAAAUACACAAUUUCUUUGCCUUUAAAAUCGUGAUACAAUUGUUGCAUCCCUGCAAACUAAGGCAAUGACAUGAGUAGUAACACCUAAUUUAAAAUGAUAUAAUAAGGGGACAUCUACCAGUGAGUAAAAGGUUACAUGGGAUUAAAAUGGGUCUUUGCAUUAAAGGAAAUUUGCACUGGCACAAACUUGUGAAAAUUGUGCCGAUCUGUAAUACAGUGGUAACUAAAUGAAUCCAUUCUUGGCAGCAUGUUAAGUCUGCUGUAAUACAUUGUUUUAAUUGACCAGACCAUCACCAUCAGACAAGAACUUUGGCGGACAGAAGUCAAAACAGUCUCAUCAGUUUCCUACUCAUUAAGGCAUUGUUGAAAUGAAGCGCUCCCUUAAUAGCUUCUUGACUGCACAUUAGUAACCUCGGCUUGUAAUCUGCUGGCCUUUGGUCAGGGGGGAUUAGAGUGAAUAAUUUCUAACACAGUCUGUGACAUGGCUGCCACACACUAUCCACACCAGGGAUUUCAGACAAGGCCGGUAUCCCUCUGUGUCCCAAACAGGUUGGCUUGUCAAUGUUACUGUUUAUGGGAAGCACUAUUGUACGCAGCCCUGGUGUCACUGCUGGACAAAAAGCCACUGCAGAGAAAAAAUGUGAUGUGAAGUACUAUCAUGAAGUAAUCCUGUGGGUACUGUAGUAUUUGUGCACAUAUGACUAUGCCGGACAUUCACACUGCAUGGCAUACCACUAAAAAAGAUCAACCAAAAUGACAAAAAUAAUGGUGAUAUGAAAACUAACAAACAUGGGGCUAAAAGCACCUAAGUAAUUUGGCCUUUAUAAAGAUUUGUUUCUGUUUUAUUCUACUGUAACAUGUAAAAGGGUAGACGGGAUCUUAUUGUAUAUACUGGAAUGUAUGUAGUUUAAUUUACUUUUUGACCAAGUGUGUUCUGUCUCACAAGGGCUCAGGGGAUAGAGUUGGAGUCUGUUGGAUGUUGGGGAAAGACAUUUAUCAACCACUGGGAUUUCUUGUUUGUUCUUUUUGUUUUCCCGUCUGCCCUUACUGCACCACACAACACAGUAUAAAGCUCUCACCACAUAUCUAGUGCAGAGAUAAACAAGUAAAAGUGCUUUUAAAUUUCAUUCCAUCGCUUUCAAAUGUGCCACUCAGUGUCUGUUAGGAUGUUAAAAUUAUUUUACGAAUGAUAAAAUGCCAAAUUAAGGGGUUAUUUAUAUGAAGAUAUAUAUAAAUAAAUGAAUAUAUAUAUAUUAUAUAUAUUAGAUAUAAUGUGUAGUUUAAGAUUAUUCUGUUUGUUAGAGGCUUUUUUUGCACUAGUCGAAUGUUUCUGUUGUGUGAUUACAUGUAACCUUUGGCUUUCUAGUUUGUCAAAAAGCAGAUUAUUUUUGCAGAGCGACAUCACUGAUUUAAUUUCCUCAGUUUCUACUGUAUCUCCUAUGUUUUCUAUUUGAACUGUAGCUUGUCAACAAACCAUUCUGUGCGUGUUUUUGUAUUUAUAUAUUGUAUUGUUGAACUUAAAGCAAUGAAAAUACUGUUGUUAUCCAGCUCCUUUAAUACUGUUUUAUAGUAUGUGUAUCAAUAAAUCCAGGUGUAAAAUGGGA